UACCAUGUGAGAUUUGUCAUAUUUUAGAAAAUCUUGCUGCAAAAUACACGCAAUGAGCUUAAAAAUUAUUUUGUUUUUAAUCGCCGUCGAGUGCAAUCAGUCAUUCGGGAUAGGUCUUCGUGCUUUUAUCCUGGAGGCUCAUAAUCGACGGAGGGCUAAGUACGGAAAUCAACCGAUGGUUCUGGACGAAGAUCUCUGUCAGCAAUGCUCAGAAUACGCAAAGCAAAUAGUCAAGACUGACGGUGUAUACAAGGAGGACUACAUGUCAAACUUGCACGCAACGGGUCCAAUUACGUCCAAGCAUAUUCAAAUCGUGUGCCUUUUUCGGGAUGCCUACCCAAGAGAUUGUGUUCGAGAUUGGUUUCACUAUCGAGGCUUCGCUGAUAACAAAAAGUAUUACAAAUUUACGGCCAUGAUAUGGAACGCCUCCACCAGACUUGGCGUUGGGCUAGGGAGAAUCCAGGAAACGAGAUACCUAGUGGUGAGAUAUGCUCCUCCUGGAAACAUCUUGCAAGAAAUGGAGUCUAAUGUUCCAAAGCGACCAACAAUAUUUUGGGAUUCGCAAGACAUUAUAGCUGAUUUCCUCGAGUCCACACUUCCAUCAACAUCUGUACUCAAUGGUGUCCGAAAUAUUUUUGGUAACUGGCUGUGCUAUGUUACGACCUUAUUAAAUUUAUAUCUGCGCGGCACGUCCAGGAUUUUGUAGAU
This is a messenger RNA of Drosophila erecta, 708 nucleotides long. Its product is annotated as ectin. NCBI's taxonomy places the organism in Eukaryota, Metazoa, Arthropoda, Insecta, Diptera, Drosophilidae. The coding region runs from base 53 to 706 and encodes 217 amino acids. The record is from RefSeq and is a predicted model, not a curated record. The transcript is spliced from 4 exons.